AUGUGGCACGGCGCGCGGGUGCUCCUACUCGCGGCGCUGGGGCUGCUGGCCGUUCCUUCGGUCGCCGUCCCCUUGAAGAAGUACAACAUUACAGUCGGCUACCUGCCCUCCAUCAAGGGCGAGCAGAGAGACAGGCAGGGUCUCGCUAUAUCUGGCGCUCUGUCUAUGGCGCUAGAAGACAUCAACAACAGCACACAACUGCUUCCUGAUGUUCGUCUGUUGUUGGAAUGGAACGACACCAAGUGUGACGAGGUGACGGCCACUCGUCUGUUGACGCACAUGAGCUGUUCAGGGGUCGUGGCUUUCUUCGGACCAGAGGGACGAUGUCAGACUGAGGCCAUCAUAGCUCAGUCUAGAAACCUGCCAAUGAUCGCUUACAAAUGUUCUGACUAUCAAACAUCGAAGUUAUCUACAUUCGCAAGACUCGAACCGCCUGACACUCAGGCUACGAAAUCCGUGAUAUCUUUAUUGAGGUACUAUAGAUGGAACAAAUUUUCAAUAUUGUACGAAGAGUCGUGGGUGACUGUUGCUCUGACGCUGGAGAACCACGCGAAGAAGAACAAUAUGACAGUGAACCACCAGAGACCGGUCAUUGAUGGGUUCAAGUGUUGUGAAGAGAAGAUGGCCUGCUGUGCUCCAGGGUUCUGGUACCAAUUCAUACAGGAGACCAAGAAUAGGACUAGAAUAUAUGUCUUCUUGGGAUCGACUGCUGGUUUAAUAGAAAUGAUGACGGCCAUGGAGUCUCUGCAGCUGUUCGUGAAAGGAGAAUACAUGGUCAUAUUCGUAGACAUGAUGACAUACAGUCCCAAGGACUCGCUGAAGUAUUUGAUAAAGACCGAGGACCGUGGUUCAAAGCUAGUGUGUCACAAUACUCCGGAGUUUCACAAGCGGGCGCAGUCAUUACUCGUGGUGGUGUCUUCGGAGCCGGAGGGUAGCUAUGAAUACUUUACGAGUCGUGUGAGGAUCUACAACAGUAUGAAACCCUUCGAGUUCCCCCUACCAGCUGUCUUCACACAUAGGUUCAAUAAGUAUGUUUCCAUCUACGCGGCGUAUUUGUAUGACUCAGUAAAACUGUACGCGACGGCACUACACCAAAUCAUAGAAGAGGAGACCACGUACAAGAAUGAAACGCUUACUUAUGAAAAAUUACAAAGUAUUGUUACAAACGGUACACAUAUUGUAGCAAAAAUGAUUUCAACCACACCAUUCAAUAAUUGUACGGGAACUCGACCAUUCCGAAAACCCCACAAGAACGGGAACUAUGAAUAUAAAUUGAAUUCCAAACUACCAAUCGACUGGCCGGACAGCGUGAAGCCGGAAGAUGAGCCCUCCUGCGGGUUUCUCAACGAGAAGUGUCCCAAAGACGAUUCACAAAUAACAUCGUUAGUAGUGGCCGGGACACUGGGAGUGACUUUGUUCUGCGCCUUGGUGGUCACUAUCAGUAUAUACAGGAAGUGGAAGAUAGAGCAGGAGAUCGAAGGGUUACUGUGGAAGAUCGAUCCACAAGAUAUAGACGGAUACUUGGGCAGUGGACUCAUCUGUUCACCGAGUAAGUUAAGCGUAGCCAGCGGCAUAUCAUACGAGAGCAAAGGUUGGACGCAAAUCUUCGCGCCGACGGCACAGUAUAGAGGGAAUAUGGUCAGGAUAAAAGAACUGAAGUUUACUAAGAAAAAGGACAUCUGUCGCGAGGUGAUGAAGGAGAUGCGCCUCCUUCGAGAGCUCCGUCACGACAACCUCAACUCAUUCAUCGGCGCUGUAGUGGAGCCGCUCAGGGUGUUGCUCAUCACUGAUUACUGCGCAAAGGGUAGCUUGUAUGAUAUAAUAGAGAAUGAAGAUAUCAAGUUGGAUAAGAUGUUUAUAUCUUCAUUGGUUCAUGAUCUCAUUAAGGGUAUGAUUUUUAUUCAUUCCUCGCCGUUAGUUUUCCACGGGAAUCUCAAGUCCUCGAAUUGCGUUGUUACUUCACGUUGGAUGUUACAGGUAUCUGAUUUUGGUUUGCAUGAAUUGCGAUGUUGUGCUGAGAACGAAUAUAUUGGGGAACAUCAAUACUAUAGAGGUCUGUUAUGGAAGUCUCCGGAGCUUUUGAGACAACUGGGUGAUCCCAAUGGUACUGUGGGCUCGCAGAAAGGUGACGUGUACGCGUUUGGUAUCAUACUUUACGAAAUAAUCGCUAGAAGAGGACCUUUUGGAUCGACGUCUUUAGAACCUAAAGAUAUAGUGGAACGUGUGAAGCGCGGUCGUCGUGGCUGUGAGGAAUCCUUCCGACCUGAUACUCGUGCUCUGGACGUUGAGGAGUACGUGAUAGGUUGUAUGAGGGAUUGCUGGGCCGAGGAUCCUGUACUACGACCUGACUUCCCAGCGAUACGCGCCCGGCUCAAGAGGAUGAAGUCCGGCAAGUCUAGGAACAUAAUGGAUCAAAUGAUGGAUAUGAUGGAGAAGUACGCGAAUAAUUUGGAAGAACUAGUCAAUGAAAGGACCAGGCUGCUGUUUGAAGAAAAACAGAAGACGGAAGACUUACUGCACAGAAUGUUGCCAGAGUCGGUCGCUCAUCGGUUGACUACAGGCGAGGGUGUGGAGCCGGAGUCGUUUGACUCUGUCACUAUAUACUUCAGUGACAUAGUCGGCUUCACGGCCAUGUCCGCUGAGAGCACUCCGCUACAGGUCGUCAACUUCCUAAACGAUCUGUACACGGUGUUUGACAGGAUCAUAAGAGGCUAUGACGUGUAUAAAGUUGAAACUAUAGGGGAUGCUUACAUGGUGGUAUCUGGCCUUCCAAUAAGAAAUAACGAUAGACACGUCGGUGAAAUAGCAUCAAUGGCGUUGGAGCUCCUCAACGCCGUGAAAACUCACAAAAUAUCUCACAGACCGAACGAAAUAUUGAAAUUAAGAAUAGGAAUACACACAGGCGCGGUGGUGGCUGGUGUGGUUGGUCUGACCAUGCCUCGCUACUGUUUGUUCGGCGACACAGUGAACACGGCUUCCCGUAUGGAGUCCAACGGGGAGCCUCUGCGCAUACACAUCUCCCCCAGCUGUAAGGUAGCUCUGGAUAAACUGGGCGGGUACAUCGUGGAGCCGCGAGGCACUAUACCUAUUAAGGGCAAGGGACAGUUGCAAACUUUCUGGCUGGUGGGCGCAACUGAGAAAGCUAUUCAGAAGCGGCCGGUGGAGGGUGAGGAGCGACCUUUGUUCUGUCGACCGAGACGAAGUCCACGUUUGACUGAUUCUAGACAUCCCUCUAUCUCUGAGCUGAAGCCGCUCGUACGACGCGCCGCGCUCGCCGCUCACGCCGCCAACACCAAGCGAGCAUUGAGUUCCAUCGCGUCGUCGACGGCGUGCGAGGGAGCGGGCGCCAUGUGUCCGGAGUCGGGUCCGCUGUCCUGUGUGUCGGCGGGUGUGGGCGCCGCGCUGCGUCCCGCCCGCUCGCUGGACGUGCUCCCGGCCCGCGAGCGUCUCCGCCGGCACUACACGACCCGCUCGCUCGACGUGGACGUGGCCAUCGCGACCGUCUCCGCGUCCCUGUACAACGGCGCCGCCCUCGUCCCUCCGGACGAGCCGCCGCGCGCCGACGAGGACAGCCCGCUGCUGCGGCAGGCGAGCCUCUGCAACAAGCUGGACCGCCCCAAGCGCAAGGUGCCCGACUCCGACUUCAUAGAGUUCUACAAAAAGUGGCGCUCGCUCGAGAACGUCGCGGACUCGAAGGGGGCCAAGAUCCCUCGUUUCGCGAUCCGCUCGUGGCUGCGCGGCAUCUUCGGCGGCGGGGGCGGCGCGCGCAGUACGUCCUCGUCCCUGCGCCGCGCGCCCCAGCUGGUCGACCGGGAGUCCGCCGUCUAG
Messenger RNA from Danaus chrysippus (African queen), 3828 nucleotides. Lineage: Eukaryota; Metazoa; Arthropoda; Insecta; Lepidoptera; Nymphalidae. The record is from the annotation of a GenBank genome assembly.